AUGAGCGAUCCAAGGGCAAGGGUGCCUAGAACGCUUCGUAGAGGAAACGAAGAAGGCUACACUCCUAAGUUAAUUUCUAUUGGUCCUUUUCACCAUGGCAAACCAGAAUUAACUGACAUGAAAGAGAAGAAGAAACUAUAUAUGAAAAAUUUUCUUCAACGAGAGGAAAUAAACGAGAUUCUAAGUUUUAUCAAGGACUAUGAAAAAACCAUCCGUGCUUGUUACGCAGAAGCAUUUAGACUUCAGAGUAUUGAGUUUGUAAUGAUGAUCCUGUAUGAUUCUAUCUUCAUCAUAGAAAUCUUCAUAAGGGAGCAACUUGAUGUUAGAAGUGACAUAUCACUAGUUACAAUUUCACUAUGCACAGACUUGCAGUUAUUUGAAAAUCAACUUCCAUACUUUGUCCUUGAGCAAAUAUACAUGUUAGCUUUCACUUCCACUGACAUGCCUUUUACCUUCAAGCAGCUUUCCUAUCGCUUCUUUUCGGCAUUUACAUGUGUGGAGUUAACUGCUUUAUCCCUCGAAGUUAAACAUUUCACAGAUUGGAAAAGAAUCAAUCUACUCAAAAGCUCCCUAGAAACAAGCUCCCUAGAAACAGUGUCAGACAACAAAUGGAUUCAUGAUUUACCUUGUGCAGUGAAGCUACAUGAGUCAGGUGUAAAGUUUAAGAAAAUUCAUAUUGGAGGAGAACAGAGUUUAUUUGAUAUAAAAUUUGACAAGCGAAAGCAACUGAUCCCAUUUUUUGAAGUCCAUGAAUUGCAGAUGCCACAGCUGCUAGUAGAUGAGGGGACCCAACGUCUAUUCGAAAACAUCAUUGCUUUGGAGCAGUGUCUUUACCCAGAGGAUACUCAAGUUUGCAAUUAUGUUGAACUGAUGACCUAUCUUAUCAACACUAAAGAGGACAUGGAUUUGCUUGUUGAAAAAGAAAUUAUUUCCAAUAAAUUGGGGGAUAAUGUUUUAGUGGCAAAUAUGUUUAACAAACUUAAUGUACUUCAAAGACCAUCGUCAUACUAUCACGUAUACGCCCAGCUAAAAAGGCACUACGACAACCCAUGGAACAGAGUCAAGGUAAAUUUGAAAAUAGGAACUUUGAAAAGAGUGUAUUUCAACAAUCCAUGGAGAGGUGCAGCAACUAUUGCGGCAAUAAUACUCUUGCUUCUAACUAUAGUACAAACUGUAUGUUCUAUUUUACAAAUUGUGUAAUUUUAAUUGAUUCUUGUAUUAAACCUAGAAUCUACUUGUGUUAGUGUAAUUUUCAGUUUCAAGCUUCUUGUAUUAAUAAUAAUAAAAAAAUUU
Messenger RNA from Mangifera indica (mango), 1293 nucleotides. RefSeq names its product UPF0481 protein At3g47200-like. The record is from RefSeq and is a predicted model, not a curated record. The coding region runs from base 1 to 1200 and encodes 399 amino acids. The transcript has 2 exons. Lineage: Eukaryota; Viridiplantae; Streptophyta; Magnoliopsida; Sapindales; Anacardiaceae.